GGGGUUGCCCUUGUAGUAGUAUAUACAGUGAUCGAGUGCAAGACGAGACAUGGAGUCGGAAUCUCUCAUAGCAGAUGGGGCUGGACGCGCCGCAAAGACCAGCUACAAUGCGGCGCCAGCUGCCGCGCCCGAUAGCGGGCCCAAGUUCACAAGAAAGACGAUCUUUGGAGACGUACGGAAUUGGAGACGGUUCGCAUGGUUCGAAUGGGUGUUCGUUGCAGUCGCCUCUCUCACCAUUCUCACCAUCCUGGGGGUGUCUAUCCAGCGGUUCGUCUACUUUCAGCAGCAUUUUACCAACAUCAGCGUGCUCAAUUCCAGUGAUUCUGAUAAGCAUUCCUACUACCACUACUACUGUAGCAACUGGACUUGCACCAACGACUUCAUUUUCACCGUUGUGCUAGUCCUAAAUAUAGCAUUUUCAGCUCUGUACGUGGUGCAUGGUCUUCUUCAAGAGAGGAUGUUUGCGUUGGUGGCAUACUCUGUCACGGUCGUGGUGAUCAUGCUCUACGUCAUAGUCAACUACUCGACCAAGGGAGAGAGAGACUCGCUUCUGGAGCCUCUCAGAUUGGUUCGUCUGGUUCUGGUGGUGGUUGGUGGUCCCAUAAACAUUGUCCUCUCCUCCAUCAUCUCCUACAGAAUGGGCUUCUUCAUCUUCACUACUGUCGGAGUCAACACGACACUCAUCAGUUAGUUAGCCCUUUCAGAGCAAACUGACAAAGUUUUUUUUAGACUUUGUGGGCUGGGGCCAUUUGUAUGCACCUAUUCCUAUCUCGCCCAAAUUUCGCUGUCCCCCCUGAAUAAAGGUGUCAACGAUUUCGCAUUUUUUGUAGGCACAAGAGUGGAAUAAAAGACAAACCAACUAUCCUUAAUACUUCGACUAAAGUUGGAGUAUGGAAUGGUAACAUCUUGCUGCGCCUAUCCCUAUCUCGCCCAAAUUUCGCUGUCCCCCCUGAAUAAAGGUGUCAACGAUUUCGCAUUUUUUGUAGGCACAAGAGUGGAAUAAAAGACAAACCAACUAUCCUUAAUACUUC
This is a messenger RNA of Geodia barretti, 1031 nucleotides long. The record is from the annotation of a GenBank genome assembly. NCBI's taxonomy places the organism in Eukaryota, Metazoa, Porifera, Demospongiae, Tetractinellida, Geodiidae.